Scheffersomyces amazonensis is the source of this 2116-nucleotide messenger RNA. RefSeq lists its product as uncharacterized. Gene Ontology annotation, biological process: xenobiotic detoxification by transmembrane export across the plasma membrane. Bases 1 to 1830 code for a protein of 609 amino acids. Gene Ontology annotation, molecular function: xenobiotic transmembrane transporter activity; antiporter activity. Gene Ontology annotation, cellular component: membrane. The transcript is spliced from 2 exons. The record is from RefSeq and is a predicted model, not a curated record. NCBI's taxonomy places the organism in Eukaryota, Fungi, Ascomycota, Pichiomycetes, Serinales, Debaryomycetaceae.
AUGGUGUUAUUUCCAACUAUUAACAAGUUUGCCAAUCCAAACAAUCCUACCGGUAUACCCGGAGGGAAAAGAAGAAGAUUAUUUAUACCUCCAUCCACUAAAUAUCCAUUAUUCUUAUAUGGAGAAGGUGAUGAUCAACGAUCAUUUUUAUCAUUAAUAGAAACAAGUUCAAGUGUAGCAGAUGAUGAAGAUAUAAGUGAUGCUGCUAGUGUUAGUACAUCACGAUCUUUACCGUCGACUUUGAAUUCAGUUCAAAAUAAUGAUGAUCAAGAAUCUUUCCAUAGUUGGCUACUAGAAGAACAUCAAAGAAGAUAUCUGGCAUUAUCUGAUGAUGAAGAUGAUGAAACUCAUAAUCGUCAUCAUAAUCAUAAUCAUCAUCAAGCUCCUGAAGCUUAUGAAGAUGGACGAAAGAAAAAACAUCAUGAAGAUUUUGCAACUAUUAAGACAACUUAUACUAAAGAAUUUAAAACAAUUGGUAGAUAUUCCUUACCAUUGGUUAUAACCUUUUUAUUAGAACAUUUCUUUUCAAUUGUUUCAUUAUUGGUGGUUGGACAUUUAGGUAAAAAUGAAUUAGCUGCAGUAUCAUUAGGUACUAUGACAUCUACUAUAACAUUUGCAAUAUUUGAAGGAAUUGCAACUUCUUUAGAUACUUUAUGUCCUCAAGCAUAUGGUGCAGGAAAUUAUGAAUUAAUGAGUAUUUAUGUUCAAAGAUGUAUAAUGUUUUCCCUUGUUGUAUAUAUUCCUUGUGGAUUAUUUUGGUGGAAUUCUUCAUUAGUUUUAAAAUAUGUUAUAGAAAGUGAAAAAGUUAUAAAAUUAACUAAUGACUUUUUAAGAACUUUAUGUUUUGGAGCUCCUGCUUAUAUCUUUUUUGAAAAUAGUAAACGAUUUUUACAAGCUCAAGGUAUAUUUGAAGCUGGAACAGGAAUUUUAUUUAUUAGUGCUCCAAUAAAUAUUUUCUUAUCAUACUUCUUAGUAUGGAAUCCAACUUAUGGAAUUGGAUUUGUUGGAGCUCCAAUUGCUGCUGUUGUUAAUUUUUGGACCAUGAGUAUACUUUUUAUAUUAUAUGUUAAAUAUAUUGAUGGGAAUAAAUGUUGGUUUGGGGUAGCUAAGACUAAAGAUAUCUUUCAACAAUGGGGUCAAUUAUCUCAUUUAGCAAUUCCUGGGAUUGUUAUGUUAGAAUCUGAAUAUUUAGCCUAUGAAAUCAUGACAUUAUUUGCAUCUUAUUUUGGAACAACUGAAUUAGCUGCUCAAAGUACUGUUAGUAGUAUUGCAUCAUUAGCUUAUAUGAUACCAUUUUCUGUUGGAAUUGCUUCAUCAACUAGAAUAGCUAAUUUUAUUGGAGGACAAAAUAUUGAAGGUGGUAUUAAAGCUACAAGAGUUGCAUUAGUAUUAGCAUUAUGUGUUGCAUUAUUUAAUUGUAUUACAUUAUUUACAUUUAAACAUCAACUUGCCCGAUUAUUUUCUCAAGAUCAAGAUGUUAUAGAUUUAGUGGUGAAAUUAUUUAAUCCAUUAGUUUCAAUUAUUCAAAUUUUUGAUGGAAUUGCAUGUGUAGCCAGUGGUAUUUUAAGAGCUCAAGGAUCUCAAAAGAUUGGAGGAAUUAUUAAUUUUGUUGUUUAUUAUGCAUUUGCAUUACCAUUUGCAUUGUUAUUAAGUAAAGUUGGUGGACUUAAAUUGAUUGGUUUAUGGAUUGGUAUAGGUAGUGGAAUGAUUUUGAUUGGAUUUAGUGAAAGUAUGGUGAUUUUGUUUAGUGAUUGGGAACAAAUCAUUGUUCGAGCAGGAUUAUUAAAUGAAUUUGGUGAUGAUGAUGAAGAUGAUGAUCUUAUAGGUUAAUAGUAAUAGGAUAAUAAUAAUAGAUUCUUAGAUAAUUUGCGAAAAGUAGAAAAAAUGGGUGCAAAAACGAACACUAAAAAGAAGUAGAACAAACAAAGAAAAAGACAUGUUAUACAUAGUGCUUGUUGUAGAUGACUAUGUCAUUGGAGCAUAGUGUUUAGUGGUAAUCCACUUGUGUCACAAUAUACAGUAAUAGAUGUGACACAUUAACCGAGUACUUAUUCUUCACUGUAUAUAGUGCUAUAUUACCAUAAUCACAACAAUCAACAUAAACAUAAUGAUUAUA